AUGGCAUCGGUAUUUUACAUCUUAGACAGUAAAGGAUCUCCUCUUAUCUGUCGUUCAUACCGUGGAGAUAUUGCGCAGAAUCCACCCGCAGUCUUUCAACGCCGUGUAUUGGAUGAGGAAGAGUUCCGUGUAACCCCUGUAUUUGAGGAACAAGGACAUACCUACUGUUUUAUCCGCGUAAAUGAUGUCUUUUUCCUCAUGGUGAGUAAAAUAAACACUUGUCCAUUACAGCAAAUUGCGUUUAUGCGUCGUUGUGUGACGGUGUUUGAGAAUUACUUUAAACACGUCUCUGAAGAGACCGUAAUGGAUAACUUUGUGAUUGUAUAUGAAUUAAUGGAUGAGAUGUGUGAUUUUGGUUUACCACAGUAUACAGAAGAAAAGGUAUUACAGGAAUAUAUUACACAAGAGGGUCUUAUUUCUUAUUUAUUACCAGAGGAGAAAUUGCGGGUGAAGGAACUUCCAGCGGCAGUAACAGGAAUGGGUGGUGGAACCCCAUGGAGAAUGCCGGGUAAAUAUAAAUACCGCAGAAAUGAAGCCUUCUUAGAUGUGAUUGAGAGUAUUAAUAUUCUCGUUUCCCCAGAAGGUGAAACCUUAUCAAGUGAAAUUGUCGGUCAACUUAAAAUGCGUGUUCGUCUCUCUGGUAUGCCAACGCUUAAAUUGGGAUUAAAUGAUAAAGCCAUGUUGGGAAUUACCGGUGGCCGUACAGGCCGUGCAGUGGAAAUGGCAGAUGUGAAAUUCCAUCAAUGUGUACGACUCAAUCAAUUUGAAAGUGAUCGUAUCAUUACCUUUAUUCCCCCUGAUGGGGAUUUUGAACUCAUGACUUAUCGCUCCAGUAAAAAGAUCUCCCCACUCGUGCAGGUGGAAUGUGUUGUUACGAGACGAAGUGCCACACAAGUGGAAAUGACCGUCACAGCCCGCACAACUUUCCGUCGAACCACAACCGCUAAUUUUGUGGAUCUUCUCAUUCCCAUUCCAAGUGAUGCGAAUAAACCAGAGGCGAAGUGUACAAUGGGGAAACUGCGAUAUGCCCCGGAGUCCAGUGUGUUGGUGUGGAGUCUGCGCGGUGUGGGUGGGGGCAAACAAUUCAGUUGUCUCUGCAAGUUUCAUCUCCCAUCGGUGCGUAGUAGUGAUCCGCAGGCUGUGGCGAAGGCACCCAUUCAAGUGAAGUUUGAAAUUCCAUUCUUCACCGCCUCGGGAUUUCAAGUGCGUUAUUUGAAAGUAACGGAGAAGUCAAAUUAUGAGGCACUGCCGUGGGUGCGGUAUGUGACGCAGAGUGGAGACUAUCAGGUGCGAACCAACUAA
Messenger RNA from Trypanosoma theileri, 1302 nucleotides. Its product is annotated as AP-1 complex subunit mu. NCBI's taxonomy places the organism in Eukaryota, Euglenozoa, Kinetoplastea, Trypanosomatida, Trypanosomatidae. Gene Ontology annotation, cellular component: cytoplasmic vesicle; clathrin adaptor complex. The transcript has a single exon. The coding region runs from base 1 to 1302 and encodes 433 amino acids. The record is from RefSeq and is a predicted model, not a curated record. Gene Ontology annotation, biological process: intracellular protein transport; vesicle-mediated transport.